GUGCCCACAUCCAAGAUGGCGCCCCCAGGAGCUGGGAGCGGGUGACCGGCGGCGGGGAAGCGGCCUGGGCUGGCCCUGAGAUUGCGGGGUCCCGGGGGCCUGUCGCGGGGCGCCCCCGUGACCCACCGACCAGGCCUUCCCCCCGGGCCGGAGCGAUGGCCGCCGAGAACAGCAAGCAGUUCUGGAAGAGGAGCGCCAAGCUGCCGGGGAGCAUUCAGCCCGUGUAUGGAGCUCAGCAUCCUCCUCUGGAUCCUCGACUCACCAAAAACUUCAUCAAAGAACGGUCAAAGGUCAACUCAGUUCCUCUGAAGAACAAGAAGGCCUCCAGUUUCCAUGAGUUUGCCCGGAAUACCAGUGACGCUUGGGACAUUGGCGACGAUGAGGAAGAGGACUUUUCCUCACCUCCUUUCCAAACUCUGAACUCGAAAGUGGCUUUGGCAACUGCGGCCCAAGUCCUGGAGAACCACAGCAAGCUGAGGGUAAAACCGGAACGGUCCCAGUCGACAACAUCAGACGUCCCUGCCAGCUACAAGGUCAUAAAGUCCAGCAGUGACGCCCAGCUGUCCCGAAACUCCAGUGACACAUGCCUGAGGAACCCACUCCACAAACAGCAGUCUCUCCCUCUCCGGCCCAUCAUCCCCCUUGUUGCCCGGAUCUCCGACCAGAAUGCUUCUGGGGCCCCUCCAAUGACAGUCCGGGAGAAAACCCGCCUAGAAAAGUUCCGUCAGCUCCUUUCUAGCCACAACACCGACUUAGAUGAAUUGAGGAAGUGGAGUUGGCCAGGCGUUCCCAGGGAAGUUCGACCGGUCACGUGGAGGCUCCUGUCGGGCUAUCUCCCGGCAAAUACCGAGCGGCGGAAGUUGACCCUUCAGCGGAAGCGGGAGGAGUACUUUGGCUUCAUUGAGCAGUAUUAUGACUCCCGAAAUGAGGAGCAUCACCAGGAUACUUACAGACAGAUUCACAUUGACAUUCCAAGGACGAAUCCUCUCAUUCCAUUGUUCCAGCAGCCGCUAGUCCAGGAGAUCUUCGAAAGAAUCCUCUUUAUCUGGGCUAUCCGACACCCUGCCAGUGGAUACGUUCAGGGGAUAAACGACCUGGUCACUCCGUUCUUCGUGGUCUUCCUCUCAGAAUAUGUGGAAGAGGAUGUGGAGAACUUUGAUGUGACCAACUUGUCUCAGGACAUGCUGCGAAGCAUUGAAGCUGACAGCUUUUGGUGUAUGAGCAAGCUGCUGGAUGGGAUCCAGGAUAAUUACACCUUUGCACAGCCAGGGAUCCAGAAGAAGGUCAAGGCACUGGAGGAGCUUGUCAGCCGGAUCGAUGAGCAGGUACACAGUCACUUCAGGAGGUAUGAGGUGGAGUACCUGCAGUUUGCCUUUCGGUGGAUGAACAACCUGCUAAUGCGGGAGCUCCCUCUGCGCUGCACCAUCCGCCUGUGGGACACCUACCAGUCUGAGCCCGAAGGAUUCUCACACUUCCACCUCUACGUGUGCGCGGCCUUCCUGAUCAAGUGGCGGAAGGAGAUUUUGGAUGAGGAGGACUUCCAGGGUCUCCUCAUGCUGCUGCAGAACCUGCCGACCAUCCACUGGGGCAACGAGGAGAUCGGGCUGCUGCUCGCCGAGGCAUACAGACUCAAGUACAUGUUUGCGGACGCCCCCAACCACUACCGCCGAUAGGUGCUGUCUUCCCCCGCCCGGGGAUCCGGGCUGCCCCCGUCUCCGAUGGCGAUUUCAUCACUGUGGCCACUGUGCAAGCCGUGGGCCCCGGCCAGGAACCACUCCUGCUGUACAAAGCUCACCCUCCGCCGCCACCACCCAGGUCUUAACUUCACAGCAUCCGCCACCUUGUGUCUCAGGAUGUGUGUCUGGGACCACUGUCAGUAUUCCGUGCCCUGUGGGUGGACCCGACUCUGGGAGAGGCAGAGGAGGCGACGAUUGUCUUUCCCUUGGGGAGACACUGGACAAAAGAGGGGGGCUCCAGGUCUGCCCCACACUGUCCUUCCGUGCACCUGCUGGCCCUGCCCAGGACCCAGCUGGUGGUUCUGUUUUUCUUUCUUUUUCCUACAUUUUCAUGCCCGAGGCACAGGGUAUUAGGCUCUCGGGCUGUCACUUUUUGUGACUCAUUUAAUCUCGUCCCAGGUCAGAGACCUGUUUUCAGAAGACCCUGCUCCCCCCGGCCCCUCACCUCCUCCUGCCCCAGCUGAGCCAGGACACAGGAGUGAGCCCUUCCUUCUCAGGUGGAGGAGACACCAUCUUCAAAACGCUGAGGAGAGGCCUAACUCAAGGGCUAGGAAUUGCGUUUUCCCUUUCCUCCUCCAUGAUUCUUACAUUUGGUGUGCAUGUGUGCGUGC
Molecule: messenger RNA, 2347 nt
Organism: Onychomys torridus (southern grasshopper mouse)
Lineage: Eukaryota; Metazoa; Chordata; Mammalia; Rodentia; Cricetidae
Gene: Tbc1d22b
Product: TBC1 domain family member 22B
Exons: 13
Coding region: 156-1673 (505 amino acids)
Biological process (GO): activation of GTPase activity
Molecular function (GO): GTPase activator activity
Source: RefSeq, a predicted model, not a curated record